Racocetra persica is the source of this 171-nucleotide messenger RNA. The record is from the annotation of a GenBank genome assembly. NCBI's taxonomy places the organism in Eukaryota, Fungi, Glomeromycota, Glomeromycetes, Diversisporales, Gigasporaceae.
GUGUUGGUAUUGCUUCAUCAAUUACUAUCCUUUCAUUGCUGGUAGAUACUUUGUUAGUAAAUAUUUUGUUGGCUGAUACUUUAUUGGAUUCUUUGUUGACAGAUACUUCAUUGGCGGAUACUUUAUUGACGGAUACUUUGUUGACAGAUAUUUCAUUGACGGAUGCAGAUU